This is a messenger RNA of Mercenaria mercenaria, 603 nucleotides long. Its product is annotated as fucolectin-like. NCBI's taxonomy places the organism in Eukaryota, Metazoa, Mollusca, Bivalvia, Venerida, Veneridae. The coding region runs from base 1 to 603 and encodes 200 amino acids. The transcript is spliced from 4 exons. The record is from RefSeq and is a predicted model, not a curated record.
AUGGAGAAUGUUGCACUUCAACAGAAAUCUUACCAGACCAACAUUUUCGAGGGUUUCGAUGCCAGCAGAGCUGUGGAUGGGGGCUUGUCAUACUCCCUUUACAGUGGUUCAUGCACUCACACACAUAACACUGCAAAUGCCUACUGGGAGGUUGAUUUGGCGGAUAGGUUGAGAGAUGUAGAGCUAUAUGUCGGCCUGACGAAAAGCAAUUAUCAACGAUAUGGUUAUCACAAAGGAGUUGUUGGUUCAGAUUAUACGUUCCAGCUAGCAGAAUCCGUCAUUGGACAGUGGGUUCGGAUAACAAGAAUUCUGUCUGUAGUUGACUACCUGACACUUUGCGAGGUUCAGGUGUUUGCAUUCAAUGCUGCUAAGUCCAAACUAUCGAGAGAGAGUAAAGGGUAUACCAAUACUAAAGUCACGCAGAGGGACACUAACCAUAUUGAUAGUACAUCUAACGAUGACAGUAAAAUUUCUAGCAGUUGUGUUCAUUGUGCGGAACAGAUAAGGGUUGAAAAAGUGUCUCAGCUACAAAGUGGGCAACAUAUAGCAGUUCAGGGAAGAAAUUCCUUGCAUAUGAUGAAAAGGAGAAGAGAAAAGAAAUGA